AUGUCAAUCAUUCAGCGCAAUUUCUAUCUAUCUAUCUAUCUAUCUAUCUAUCUAUCUAUCUAUCUAUCUAUCUAUCUAUCUGUCUGUCUGUCUGUCUGUAUGUAUGUAUGUCUGUCUGUACAAUUUUUAUCAAUCUAUAUCUGUAUCUGUACAAUGUCUCUUUAUCCGUACAAUUUAUAUCUAUCUAUCUAUCUAUCUAUCUAUCUAUCUAUCUAUCUAUCUAUCUACAUUUUUAUGAAACAAUAUCUCUAUCUGUGCAAUUUCUAUCAAAUUUCUUUUUAUCUAUCUAUCUAUCUGUACAAUUUUUAUCAAACUAUCUCUCUAUCUGUACAAAUUUCUAUCUCUCUGUACAAUUGCUAUCUAUCUAUCUAUCUAUCUAUCUAUCUAUCUAUCUAUCUAUCUAUCUAUCUAUCUAUCUAUCUAUCUAUCUAUCUAUCUCCCAAAUUCUAUCUAUCUAUCUAUCUAUCUAUCUAUCUAUCUAUCUAUCUAUCUAUCUAUCUAUGCAUUUUCUAUCUACGUAAUUCCCAUCUAUCUUUGUUUUCAAUAUUAGCUCUGAUUUCUUUAUCUCCUUCAUUUGAUGUUUUAAAAAAAGGCUACCAUAGUUUCUAUCUCUCUGUCCCUCUGUCUAUCUAUCUAUCUAUCUAUUUGUACAAUUUUUAUCAAACUAUCUUCACAAUUUCUAUCUAUCUAUCUAUCUAUCUAUCUAUCUAUCUAUCUAUUUGUACAAUUUUUAUCAAACUAUCUAUCUUCACAAUUUCUAUCAAAUUUCUAUCUAUCUAUCUAUCUAUCUAUCUAUCUAUCUAUCUAUCUAUCUAUCUAUCUAUCUAUGUUUGUCUGUCUGUCUGUCUGUCUGUCUAUCUGUGUACAAUUUUUAUCAACCUAUCUCUCUAUCUGAAAUUUCUAUCGACCUGUACAAUUUCUAUCUAUCUAUCUAUCUAUCUGUACAAUUUAAAUCGAAAAUUUAUUUCAUUAUUGCCAUUCUCGCUGCUCGCUCCACUUUUUGUCAUCUAUUUCCACUUUUUUCUUCGAAUUUAUUUUUCUUCAUUCACUUUUACUACAGCCUCAUCUAGCCUCUACGAUAUUAUCUUUUACACCGUCUUUUCUCACCUGUUUCUUCUUUCUUUCUUAUCCACUAAUUUCUUUCUCUCCUUCAUCUAUUCAUUAUCUGACAUGACCUGUUCAUAUCUAUCUAUCUAUCUAUCUAUCUAUCUAUCUAUCUAUCUAUCAACGCGUCUCUAUUCAUGUCAUGAAUUCAACCUUGGCCCUCGUCUAUCUAUUUAUCUAUAUUUUUCCAUAUCUGCCUUUCUAUCUAUACUUCUCACAUCUACUUCUCUAUGCAUACUUCACAUCGCCACAUUUCUUUGCCGAUCCUUAGACCAGAUCCACAGCUUUCUUUCUUUCUUUCUUUCUUUCUUUCUUUUUCGUUCUUUGUUUCUUUCUUUGUUUCUUUCUUUUUUCUUUCUUUUGCUCUUUCGCUCUUUCUUUCUUUUUCUUUCUUUCUUUCUUUCUUUCUUUCUUUCUUUUGCUCUUUCUUUCUUUCUUUCUUUUGCUCUUUCUUUCUUUUUUCUUUCUUUCUUUUGCUCUUUCUUCCUUUCUUUCUUUUUUCUUUCUUUCUUUUGCACUUUCUUUCUUUCUUUUUUCUUUCUUUCUUUCUUUUGCUCUUUCUUUCUUUUGCUCUUUCUUUCUUUUUUUCUUUCUUUCUUUUGCUCUUUCUUUCUUUUUUCUUUCUUUCGGUCUUUCUUUCUUCUUUCUUUCUUUCUUUCGUUCGGUCUUUCUUUCUUUCUUUUGCUCUUUCUUUCUUUCUUUCUUUCUUUCGCGCUUUCUUUCUUUCGCGCUUUCUUUCGCGCUUUCUUUCUUUCUUUCUUUCGGUCGUUCUUUUUUCUUUCUUUCUUUCUUUCUUUUGCUCGUUUGUUCUUUCUUUAUUUAUUUCUUCUUUCUUUCUUUCGUUCGGUCUUUCUUUCUUUCUUUGAACUCACUCACUCUCGAUCAAUCUAUCUAUCUAUGAAUCCAUCUAUUUUUAUUGGCCGUAAUUUUUUCAAAAGUACACAGGGAUGCGUUCUUAUCACAACCAACUCAUAUCUUAUUUACUGUCAGUUUCUUUCCCGGAUCAUUAUGUAUCUUUCCACAGAUCGGGGUGCUAAUCCAUUUCCUCAACUAAUUAUUAAUACUAUAUCUCAUCCAGGUCAAUUGAUACUCCCCCAUUCUCUCUCUUUCUCUCUCUCUCUCUCUCUCUCUCUGCACUUGUCCACCUAA
Messenger RNA from Acanthosepion pharaonis, 2253 nucleotides. Lineage: Eukaryota; Metazoa; Mollusca; Cephalopoda; Sepiida; Sepiidae. The record is from the annotation of a GenBank genome assembly.